CGAGCUGGAGGCGGGGCGGAUAGGCUAGAAGCUCGCACCGGGCUGAGGCGGACCUCGGCCCGCCCCGCUCCGGGCCCUGCGCCCUCGCCGCCCCCCGCCCCGCCCCCCGCCCAGGUGGCGAGAGGCCGUCCUCGCUGAGGCGGCCGGGAGGACGCGAGCGCGGGCGGCGAGGGAGCGGCCCUGACGCCGUGUCUUUCGCCGCCGCCUCCUCGCCUCGCGCCGCCGUGCGAUUCUUUCUUCUUUUUCCUUUGUCUUCACCCCCUUCGCGGGUGUGGGAAUUGCUGUGGACCGCGGUGCAGCCUCAAGAUGGCCGAUGGCUACGAAGACCUGCGGGAGGACGACCUCCCGGGGCCGGCCUACGAGGGCUACGAGUCCUCGGAGCUUGCCUGCCCCGCCGAGCGCAGCGGCCACGUAGCCGUCAGCGACGGGCGCCACAUGUUCGUCUGGGGCGGCUACAAGAGUAAUCAAGUUAGAGGAUUAUAUGACUUCUAUCUGCCGAGAGAAGAACUGUGGAUCUACAACAUGGAAACUGGAAGAUGGAAAAAAAUUAACACUGAAGGUGAUGUUCCUCCUUCUAUGUCAGGAAGCUGUGCUGUGUGUGUAGAUAGGGUGCUGUAUUUGUUUGGAGGACACCAUUCAAGAGGCAAUACGAAUAAGUUCUACAUGCUGGAUUCAAGGUCUACAGACAGAGUGCUACAAUGGGAGAGAAUUGACUGCCAAGGAAUUCCUCCAUCAUCAAAGGACAAGCUUGGUGUCUGGGUAUAUAAAAACAAGUUAAUAUUUUUUGGAGGGUAUGGAUAUUUACCUGAGGACAAAGUUUUGGGAACUUUUGAAUUUGAUGAAUCGUCUUUUUGGAAUUCAAGUCAUCCGAGAGGAUGGAAUGAUCAUGUACAUAUUUUAGACACUGAAACAUUUAUCUGGAGCCAGCCUGUAACUACUGGUAAAGCACCUUCACCUCGUGCUGCCCAUGCCUGUGCAACUGUUGGAAACAAAGGCUUCAUGUUUGGAGGCAGAUAUCGAGAUGCCAGAAUGAAUGAUCUUCACUAUCUUAAUCUGGAUACAUGGGAGUGGAAUGAAUUAAUUCCACAAGGCAUAUGCCCAGUUGGCCGAUCUUGGCACUCACUAACACCAGUUUCUUCAGAUCAUCUCUUUCUCUUUGGAGGAUUCACCACUGAUAAACAGCCACUAAGUGAUGCCUGGACUUACUGCAUCAGUAAAAAUGAAUGGAUACGAUUUAAUCAUCCCUAUGCUGAAAAACCAAGAUUAUGGCAUACAGCUUGUGCCAGUGAUGAAGGAGAAGUAAUUGUUUUUGGUGGGUGUGCCAAUAACCUCCUUGUCCAUCACAGAGCUGCACACAGUAAUGAAAUACUUAUAUUUUCAGUUCAACCAAAAUCUCUUGUAAGCAAGCUGCAAAGAGAAAUGAAACAUGUAACAAAUCAUAUUUGAAACAUAAAACUUCACACAAUUUAAAGCUGUAAGCGGAAGCAGAGCCUGAGAAAAAAAGCGAAUCUUCGACUUUAAAGAUCGGGACUCGACGAAAGGGAUCAGAUUCUGAAGGACAUCAGGCAUUCAGCCCAAAUCUUAAGUGUAACCAUUUAAGAACAGAAGUGGUGGCCGCCUCUCUUGCUCCCUCAUCGUCGGAGACAGCCUACACUGUCUAUGGAGUGUGUAUCUACCUUUACUUUAACCUGAGCACCCAACCCCCACACCUCCUAUCCUUUCUCUCUCCUGAAACAGCCUACA
Messenger RNA from Camelus dromedarius (Arabian camel), 1743 nucleotides. It is a transcript of the gene KLHDC2, whose product is annotated as kelch domain containing 2. The record is from RefSeq and is a predicted model, not a curated record. The transcript has 13 exons. Bases 307 to 1446 code for a protein of 379 amino acids. Lineage: Eukaryota; Metazoa; Chordata; Mammalia; Artiodactyla; Camelidae. Gene Ontology annotation, molecular function: protein binding.